This is a messenger RNA of Radiomyces spectabilis, 897 nucleotides long. RefSeq lists its product as uncharacterized. The transcript is spliced from 7 exons. The coding region runs from base 1 to 897 and encodes 298 amino acids. The record is from RefSeq and is a predicted model, not a curated record. Lineage: Eukaryota; Fungi; Mucoromycota; Mucoromycetes; Mucorales; Radiomycetaceae.
AUGGCUUAUUGCAGACGAUGCGGUGAAUUAUGUCGCUCAGACAGUUGCAAAAAAUGCGGAAGCUCGUCACUGACUUCCUCGUCCACGUUCUUAAAGUCAUCCAUUGAUCGUUGGCAGUCAAGUUAUCUCGGGAAUAUUGUCGGUCUUGACCCCAGGCCGAUCCGAAAAUCCGAAUCCACCUCGAUCGCAGGGUUCUUGAUGGAUAAUAACCAUCGUAUCUUUCAUCCGGAUUGUGCAACUCAAAUACCCGUUUCCCUCAAAUGUGGCGGUUGUUCUAGCAGCAUUACAGAUACCUAUGUUUCCGUCAACAACUGCGCGUUUCACAUCAAAUGUUUUCAAUGCGUAUCCUGUGCAAAAUCCUUGUAUCCAUCUACAAUUUAUGCCGAUAUGGAGGGCGCUCAUUGCCAAGCUUGUAUUUCUGAGAAAUUUCCAGAGCUGGAUAACGCUGCCUUGUCGCAUCACGUAAAAAUCGUGCCGCAACCCCAAACGCUUUCGUCCGGUACCAUGUUAUCGGCCAUCACAUCGGAAGGGUCCAUCAGUAGUAGUGCAGCGACCAGUCGUUGUACCAGUCCUACUGAUAGCAGCAUGCCCAGUUCAGCGAGUUCACCCUGCAUUCUCUCACCCACCGUGGCCAGAGGAGCUUCUUCAUUAAUGAGUUCUCGCGAUCGUCCGCUUCCCAAAUUCGGCACCUCAAAGACAUGCCCGGGUUGCCAAAAACGGAUUCUGUCAGUAUACGAAGAAAAAACAGGGCCCUUAGCAACACGUUGGCAUAGCAAAUGUUUGGCGUGUACUCGAUGUUCCAAGGCGUUGGAUUCCGCCGCCGUGUUACAAAAGGAUGAAGUCGGUAGUCAAAAACCAUGGUGUACCGCUUGUUUGGCAAGACAUGAGACCUAUUAA